Molecule: messenger RNA, 2625 nt
Organism: Puntigrus tetrazona (Sumatra barb)
Lineage: Eukaryota; Metazoa; Chordata; Actinopteri; Cypriniformes; Cyprinidae
Product: afadin- and alpha-actinin-binding protein-like
Exons: 12
Coding region: 194-1651 (485 amino acids)
Source: RefSeq, a predicted model, not a curated record
UGUGAGUGUUUUCGUUCAAGGUUGUGCUGCAGAAGGCGCCUGCAUCAAUGUAACGACGUGCCACAUGAAGACACUUUAUUGCGCAAUUUAUCUGGACAAUAUGUAUCUAUCCGUGCCGAAUGUCGGGAAAUGAAGCUGACAAACCUCCCGAGUACUCCUGAAUGCCAAAAGAUACGCAGCACUAUUGACUAGAAUGUCUCCUUCAAGGCUCUACACGGCAUCGGUCAUGUCUCCUCUGCCUUUAAGCUCUUUCAAUGUCUCAAGCAACUUCUGCACGGAAGAGAAUAUCACUGAGUGCGUUCUAUACAUCAAUCAGGAGUUGUCGUCCCUGUGCUUUCCACCAAUUUUCCAAAACGCGGACAGCACCCACGAUCUGGAUGCUGUGGUUGCUCUAAACAACAUGUAUGACUUGCUUCAGCUGCAUCGUCGAGCUGUUGGGAUGAUGGAGGAGCUGGAGGUGGAGCAGCUCAAGUCCAGCAGUGACCUCCACUACCAACAUCUCACCAACUCCAGGCUAAAGGACCAGCUUGAACUUUCGAAAAAGGAAAACAUGCGUUUGCAUGAACGGGAGCGUCAGCUGGAAACUAAUUUAAAGACGUUGCAAAACUGCCUAAAAGAUACCAAAGAAGAGGUGCAAAGGUUGCAGGGUAUCAUUGCAAGUCGUGCCACACAGUACAACCAUGACAUUAAGAGAAGGGAAAGGGAGCACAACAGAGUAAAGGAGCGUCUCAAUCAGUUGCUCAUCGCCAAAAAGGAAAAUAAGCAAGGAAUGGAAGUUUUGAAUUAUGUUGGAAGGUCGGAUGGUAGGAGAUGUCUUUGGAAAACUGGAAAAACUGAAUCUAGACACGAGGGAGAUAUGUACAAAACUCUUCUGAAUGAAUUUGAUAACCGUCAGAGGGAGCUAAUGGUGGAAAACAUAGAGCUGAAGAAGGUUCUUCAGCAAAUGAAACGAGAAAUGGUGGGGGUUUUGAAUUCAAAGAAGUUGAGCCAAAAGGAAGAGAAGCAAAGCAAUGACAUGGAUCAGUUUACUCUGCAGACAAAUUCUGAUGACGAUGAACUUUUGAAAAGACCUCCUGAAAUGUCAUGUGAUCACGCACGGGAGAAACUUACCAACAGCAUUCGUCAGCAGUGGAGAAAACUCAAGCACCAUGUUGAGAGAUUAGACAGCCAAGCAUCCAUGGUUCAAGAUGGAGACAGUGAAGAGGUGAUCUCCAAACAACUCCAUGAAGAGGAGAUGGAGAGGCUCAGACUAGAAAUCCAGCAGUGUAAAGAGUUUAUUCAGACUCAGCAGCAACUUCUCCAACAACAGCUCAACACUCCCUGUGACGAGGAGACUGCAGCCGUUCUGAAUGAUUCCUACAUGCUGGAAGAGAAGGAACGCUUGAAAGAAGAGUGGAAAGUGUUUGAAGAACAGAGGAAAAACUUUGAUAUGGAAAGGAGAAAUUUCACAGAGGCUGCCAUCAGAUUGGGCCACGAGAGGAAGUGUUUUGAGGACGAUCGUGCAAUGUGGCUCAAGCAUCAGUUUCUUAACACAACAUUCGCAGACCAGAUGAAACCACAAAGUCGCAUGGCUGAUGAAUUUCCAAAGCAUUCUGGUCGAGAAGAGAAGCUCAUUUCAAUUUCUGGGAAAGUGAGCAAAUCUCAUCUGUAGUCUCAUCCAUCAUACCAGGAACCAAUAUGAAUGUGAAUGAAGUCUGCAAGUAUCUUUAUGAAGAACUUUCUGCAUAUAGACUUGAAUAUUAAAGGGGUGGUUGAUCGUGAUUUCCCUAUUUUAACUUUAGUUAUUGUGUGAUGUUACUCUUUGAGCUACAAGAUCAAAGCAAUUGGAGAUAUUGUCUUUUAAAAUUUUGCAAGGCCAUGUUGUGCUGCUUUAGAGAAGAGGAAUAGUUGCUGCCAUACCGUCAUAACUAAGUGUGCAUCAAAAAAACAUUCAUAUAUCAAUUGCAAAAUCAAUUAAAUAUAAAACGGAUUCACAGGUUUCAAAAUCAUACUUCUAAUUGCAAUCCUCUUCACUAAUGUUAUCUCAGAGUGAAUAUUCUGAGCCCAUUGCAUAUCUUUGAGGGAGGGGCUUUACCAGGAAAUCAUCAACAAAGUGUUCAUAGGAGAUAGACAGGGAAAUUGUGGAAUAAAGGUAAGUUUUUUUUUUUUUUUUUUUUUUUAAUGAAGCAUUAACACAUAUUAGACUGCAACCCAUAAACCCAAUCAAGCCUAGAAAAAAGCAUUCAACCAUCCCUUUAAACAGAAUUAUGUGUCAAUUUGUGAUAGGAUUAUAGGAGUAAAAUCUACUGAAUCUUAUAAGCCUGAAUUUUUAUGUUUUGAAAGCAUUGUUUAAAUAUCAUCAUAUAGAUUGAUUAUUGAUCAGCAUCACUAUCUUUUUGAAACAUUUUUUCAAUUUUUAUUUAAUUUUCCAUAUUCAUAUUGUGUUUUGCUAAGAGAAAUUCAUUCUUUAUAUUUUUAGUUUUUCAUAUGUUGUAGUUCUGUUACAGCUUUUGUGGCUUACCCACAGUGUAUUUUAGUAACUUAUUUUUUGUUACUGAAUAUACUGUAUAUUGUCCCUUCAAUAGAAGUUGUCAAUAAUAAUGUAUUUUAAUCUAGUUCAAAUAGUUUGUCAACUGUUUACAUUUA